CGUCGUCCACUCAAUUCCGGCCAUUUCUCGGCUGAGGCUCCAGAAGGACAGAAGAGAGGAAGAAAAAGAUGGCUCUCCGGGCCGGAGUCUUUUCCUCCUCCUCUAUUCCCACUCAUCAAAUUCGCUGCUCCGCCGGGGGGAAAUCAUCCCCGGCGGAGGACUUUGCUCCUUUGGCCGCGGUGUUCCGGAGGCGGCUUCUGGCCGGGGUGGGGACGGCGUCGCUGGUGGCGGUGGGGGCCAACUUCGGAGGGGUCACCAGCUUCCUCCUCGGCCUCUUCCCGGACUUCGGCCGGGGUCUCAAGCUCGACGUCCUCUACCCUGUCCAGGGCUUUACUCGCUGCCUCGCUCCCAACUAUGGCUUCGAAUUUAUAUAUCCAGCAGGCUGGGUUGGGGACCGGACACUGCUCAAUAGAGUUGUGGACAAAGCUGAGGCUCAGAGAACCUUAGAUCCCCCACCAUUAAGCAAUGGGAGGCCACCCCCACAGUCUCCUCGCAGUCUCAGCGAGCCUGUGGUAGCCUUCGGGCCUCCAGGAUCCAAUGGCGAGCUUAACGUCAGCGUCAUCGUCUCUCCUGUUCCUCGUGAUUUCUCGAUUGAAGCUUUUGGUGGCCCAAGGGAGGUUGGAGAGACGGUGCUAAGGAGGAUUUCUGGAACCAGAAGAGGGACCGAUGUAACGGCGUCUCUGAUAGAUGCAACUAAGAGGGAAGAUCCAUUGAAGAAGGUGAAUUACUACAAGCUGGAGUUUAGAGUGGAGGGCCCUUCCCUUCGCCGGCAUAAUGUUGCUGUAUGUACUGCAUGCAGUGGCAAGCUCUUCACUUUAAAUGCUCAGGCACCGGAGUCGACUUGGCCGAAGGUCAGGGAAAAGUUUUACAAGAUUGCAGAUUCUUUCAAUCUCACUGAAGCAUAAACAGUGAAGCAUUGCAGGUGAUCCUUUAACCAGUAAUAUGUUCCAAUAUGUGUCAUGACAGGAUUUUGUUCUUUGAUAAAAUAGGUUAGGAUUUAGCUUCUUGUUAGCUUUCUCUCUACCAUUAUCAAGUGGUUAGGAUAUCAUGACCAUGGUCCUCCCACAAUUAUUAUCAGUAGUCUGUUUCAGUAUUUAAAGGCACAUUUGUAUUACACUUGCAAGGGAUAUAUACAUCCACUAGCACAAUGGAAUAUAUGCUGGUUUUAGCAUUUGAGAA
Messenger RNA from Phoenix dactylifera (date palm), 1179 nucleotides. Its product is annotated as Photosystem II reaction center PsbP family protein. Lineage: Eukaryota; Viridiplantae; Streptophyta; Magnoliopsida; Arecales; Arecaceae. Gene Ontology annotation, cellular component: photosystem II oxygen evolving complex; photosystem II; extrinsic component of membrane. Gene Ontology annotation, biological process: photosynthesis. Gene Ontology annotation, molecular function: calcium ion binding. The record is from RefSeq and is a predicted model, not a curated record.